Malurus melanocephalus (red-backed fairy wren) is the source of this 1916-nucleotide messenger RNA. RefSeq lists its product as uncharacterized. NCBI's taxonomy places the organism in Eukaryota, Metazoa, Chordata, Aves, Passeriformes, Maluridae. The coding region runs from base 1 to 981 and encodes 326 amino acids. The record is from RefSeq and is a predicted model, not a curated record. The transcript has 4 exons.
AUGAGGAUGCCACCUCCGUCAUCCUCAUCUGGCCCAGCAGCUCGUGCCUUGCCACAUUUGGGUCAGGAUAUAGAGCGCCAGGAGGCUAGAGCAGCUGGUGGAAGAGCUGCAAAAGCAGGGAAGCAAGGCUCCCCGGUGCUGCUGGGCGAGCAGAAGCGUCAGGCAGCCAGCGGCAGCAGUGGCACAUCCUUGCUGCUGGCACCGGCAGCACUGCUGUUGGGCAGGGCAGAGAGACCGGCAGCCCAGAGGCUGCCAGCUGCGUGCCACGCUCAGGCUGCUGGGGGUGGCUGGCAGCUGGCCGGUGGCCCUUUGGACUGCGGCACUGCUCUGCAAGCGCACCUCGGUUCUUGYAGGCUGAUCCCAAGCAGAGACCUGCCAUGGCCCCAUCCAACAAAGGAUGCCGCUGCCCUGCAGGAAAGACAAGUGUUAGUGGCGACAGCAACAGGACCAGAGGGAGGUGGCCCAGCCUCGGCUGGGCCCUUUGCUCUGCGGUGGGGCCGAGCCGAGGCUGCCCAGGCACCGUGGCAGGAGGGCUGCGGCUGCAGCAGGACGCUCUUUGGGCAGCCCCUGGCAGCCGUCUGCGUGGAGGAUGGCACAUUGCCCCAGCCCAUCCAGGUUAGGCAGCCUGGAGAGGGACAGCCCAUCUCUCUGUUUGGCUGUUGUGCAGCCAGCAUCCCCACACAUGUCCUCCAGGCACGGGUCACAGGGCUCUUCAGCUGUGGCUCAGCCUCCUGCUCACAGCCCCUUGGCAGCAGAAGGCAGGGAGCCCGAGCUGGGGAAGAGCUCUGGCUCUGGCCACUGCUCUUGGAGCAGCCCAGCUCCUCACACAAGGUCCCUGCCCUUGUGCCUCUCCUGCAGGACCUGCUUGUGGUCCUUCACCAUCAAGGGCCCACAACAGAAGGCGUCUUCCACAAAGCGGAGAGCACUGGGGCAGUUCAGAAGCUGCGGCAGGCCCUGGACCAUGGCCUGCCUGUCUGUUGACAUGGCCAGUCAGCCAGCACUGUUGCUGGCCUUCAUCCUCAAGGUGAGCCCUCAUGUCCUACAGCUUCAAAGUCUCCUGCCAAGGGCUGCCAUGGUCCAAGGCUCACCGGCAGCCCUUGGCAUUUCAAGACUUCCUGAGAAGCAUUCCCGGCAAGCUCCUCAGCACGGGCUUCUAUGAGGAGCUCUUGACAGCCAUGCAGAUGGACAGCAGGGAGGAUAAGAUCUCUCAGAUCCAAGUGUAAGUGUGGGCAGCAGCUUCCAGGUCUGCAGCAGCCACUGCUACAAGGCUGGCACUCACCUGCAAGGGGAUGGUCUCCUUCAAAGGCUGUGCUUUUGGGCAGCUCGCACUUCCAGGUUGGCAGUCCCAUUCCGGAGCAAUGCACGGGGAGCCUUCCCUUGCAUGGCCUUGGGGCAAAUCAGCAGCUGGGAAGCAACUCUGCGCUUCCUUCCUACAGGAGUGUGGGAGCUGGCUGAGAACGCCCACAAAGCUACACAACGCAGCUGCUGGCUGCCCCCUGGCUGGGGCCAGCUCCGGGGGCAGCUGUGGUCAAUAUAGCCCUGCUGAUGAACAUUCUCUUCCAUCCGACGGCUGAUACUCCAGUAUUCCUGGAUGCAGAGGACUCAGAUAUGCCUUUGGAAUCAAAUGCCCAGAAGAACAGUAGGAGCAGGAAGGAAGCAUGGACUGACAAAGGCAGCCUGAGGCACAGCAGCAGCAACAGAGAGUCCUGCACAUGCCUAGCACAGCUCCCCAGUCCAUGACCCACUUCUGACCCACAGCAGAGUACAUCAGGAGCAGGGUGUGUGUCUCUUCUGUAUCUUCUCUUGUUAGGCUGUAAUGUAUUAUGACCUAUGCACUUAUAGAUCUCUCUACAUACACCUAUAUAUAUGUACCUAUAUGUAUGCAUCUGUAUUCGUAUAUACACAUGUAUGGAAAC